AUGUUUAGCAGAAGAAUUGUGCAAAAAGCGCCGGGUUUUGCGGCCGUGUUGGGGAGACGCACCAAGGUGACGUUGCCAGACCUGGACUGGGACUUUGGGGCGCUGGAGCCUCACAUCUCGGGCCAGAUCAACGAGCUGCACUACUCGAAGCACCACCAGACGUACGUGAACGGAUUCAACGCGGCGACCGAGCAGUUCGGGGAGCUGACGGAGAAGCUGACCGGGGACGCGCAGCAGGACGCGCCACUAGCGCGCAAGCUGGCUGCGCUGCAGCAGAACAUCAAGUUCCACGGCGGCGGGUUCGCGAACCACUGUCUGUUCUGGAAGAACCUAGCGCCCGAGUCGCAGGGCGGCGGUGAAGCUCCCGCAGGCGCGCUAGGCAGACAAAUCGAGUCGCAAUUCGGCUCGCUGGACAAGCUCCAGGCGCUGACCAACGCAAAGCUGGCCGGCGUGCAGGGCUCCGGGUGGGCUUUCAUCGUCAAGAACGCGGAGAACGGCGGUCAGAUCGAGGUGGUGCAGACCUACAACCAGGACACCGUCUCGGGCCCUCUAACGCCACUCGUUGCUAUCGACGCCUGGGAGCACGCGUACUACUUGCAGUACCAGAACCGCAAGGCUGACUACUUCAAGGCGAUCUGGAACGUGAUCAACUGGAAGGAGGCCGAGCGCCGGUUCGACGCGGCCUAA
Messenger RNA from Lachancea thermotolerans CBS 6340, 687 nucleotides. RefSeq names its product superoxide dismutase SOD2 (gene SOD2). The record is from RefSeq and is a predicted model, not a curated record. Gene Ontology annotation, biological process: superoxide metabolic process. The transcript has a single exon. The coding region runs from base 1 to 687 and encodes 228 amino acids. Gene Ontology annotation, molecular function: metal ion binding; superoxide dismutase activity. NCBI's taxonomy places the organism in Eukaryota, Fungi, Ascomycota, Saccharomycetes, Saccharomycetales, Saccharomycetaceae. Gene Ontology annotation, cellular component: mitochondrion.